Molecule: messenger RNA, 1452 nt
Organism: Aspergillus versicolor CBS 583.65
Lineage: Eukaryota; Fungi; Ascomycota; Eurotiomycetes; Eurotiales; Aspergillaceae
Product: MFS transporter
Exons: 4
Coding region: 1-1452 (483 amino acids)
Biological process (GO): spermine transport; spermidine transport; transmembrane transport
Molecular function (GO): spermidine transmembrane transporter activity; spermine transmembrane transporter activity
Source: RefSeq, a predicted model, not a curated record
AUGAAAGUCUUACAGUCAUCGCCUGCCGAUGCGCUCGAGAAUGCACUCGGGACUACUGCAGAGAAACCCAGACGCAGUGAAACCUGGAAUUGGGAUGACGAUCCGAGCAAUCCUUACAACUGGCCGACAAGUCAAAAGGCUCUGCAAGUGGUGAUGAUUGGUUGGGCGGGUUUUACCACAACCGUUGGAGUAUCCAUCCUAUCGCCUGCUCACUCGCAGUUCAUGGAGGAGUUUGGUGUCAGCAGCACCGUCGCUAUAUUACCCUUGUCACUUUACGUCUUCGCCCUUGCCCUUGGUCCCAUCGUGGGAGGGCCUCUUUCUGAGACUGUUGGGAGAUACCCGGUCUACAUAGGAGCAAUGGGCCUGGGCACCUUGUUUACUCUGGGUGCUGGGCUAUGUCCCACAUUUUCUGGCCUUUGUGUCUUGCGUUUCUUGACUGGGUUCUGCUACGCACCAACUCUGGCGAUUGCGGCCGGGACUCUCAAUGAGACGUUCACGCCAGUCAACCGCGCCCUUCCCUCGGCUAUCUUCAUUCUUACGCCCUUUUUGGGUCCUGGUCUGGGGCCUGUUAUUGGAAGCUUCAUUGUCAAUCGGAAAGGCUGGCGAUGGACGCAGUGGACAAUGAUCUUCUUUGCUAUCCUCACUGGCAUCACAAUUGCAAUUGCCAACGAGACUUUCCACCCUGUCAUCAAGCGUCGUCAUGCCAAAGAACUCGGACUAGAGCUUCCCCCGUCGGCCCCUCUCUCUUCGAAGCUGCGCCUCUUUGUAACUAUUUCUCUCCUCCGCCCCAUCCACAUGCUCCUAACCGAACCCAUCGUUGGCUUCGUUUGCCUUUACGUUGCUUGUGAAUUUGCGACACUCUUCUCGUUCUUCGCAGCCUUCCCAUUGAUCUUCCAGGGUAUCUAUCAUUUCAAUAUCGAGUCCUCCGGCCUCGUCUUCUUGGCCAUUGUCGUCGGAUGUCUACUAGGAACUGUGACAGUCAUAUUAUGCAACGUCUUCCUUUACCUUACAAAAGUCGCAAAACAUCCAGAUGGACAAGUACCACCGGAAUACCGCCUCUAUCCAGCACUAAUAGGUAGUGUUGGACUGCCGAUCGGACUGUUCUGGUUUGCCUGGACUGCUAGAGCUGAUAUCUCCUGGGCAAGUUCCGUCGUUGCAAUUGCCGUGUUUGCAUGGGGAAAUCUCUGUGUCUUUGUGAGCACAACGCAAUAUCUGGUUGAUACUUAUCAUGGUCUCACUGUCGCAAGUGCCAUGAGCGCCAAUGGUUUGGCACGUUAUGGACUCGGGGCUGCGUUUCCUCUUUUUACCAUUCAAAUGUACACCAAGCUUGGUGCAGGGUGGGCAUCUAGCCUGCUAGGGUUUAUUGCAGUGGCACUUUUGCCCGUUCCGUGGGUCUUUGUCAAGUAUGGAAAGAGGUUGAGAGCUUUGAGUAACUAUGAGACUGCCAAGUGA